GGCCAUGCCUUAGUUUCUCUGUAGUGGCCGGUUCGAGAAGAGCUGCCACGAGGGAAAAUCAUCGCGCCUUCUAGUACGCGUCUGUCCACCCUAGAUUACGGAACAGCUGAGCGCCUAUUCGAUUCAUCAUGUCAUAUUGCACGCGCGUUCUUCGUGCACAGAAGCUGACCGCUUUAGCGGCGGAUAUACAGCAACGAUGCUUCAGCGCGAGCCCGUUGAGCUUCGCCGCUGCCAAGGUGGCGAUGUCCAAAUUCGAUUCAAACAGCUAUCUCCCUUACGACAAACUGGCAGAAAAUCUCAAAGUAGUUAAGAAGAGGCUGAAUCGGCCGCUAACUCUGUCCGAAAAAGUUCUGUAUUCUCAUCUCGAUGAACCUGACAAGCAAGAAAUUACCCGCGGAACCAGCUACCUCCGAUUGCGACCGGAUCGUGUCGCCAUGCAGGACGCGACUGCUCAAAUGGCAAUGUUGCAAUUUAUUAGUUCUGGUCUUCCAAAAGUCGCAGUACCCUCCACCAUUCACUGCGAUCACUUGAUCGAGGCUCAGAUCGGCGGUAACGAAGAUCUUAAACGCGCCAAGGACAUCAACAAGGAAGUUUAUAACUUCUUGAAGACUGCGGGUGCUAAAUACGGCGUUGGCUUUUGGAACCCUGGCUCCGGCAUCAUCCAUCAGAUCAUCCUUGAGAAUUAUGCGUUCCCCGGUCUAUUAAUGAUAGGUACUGAUUCGCAUACUCCAAACGGAGGCGGUCUAGGUUGCCUGUGUAUCGGUGUCGGCGGUGCCGACGCCGUCGACGUCAUGGCGAACAUCCCGUGGGAGCUCAAGUGCCCCAAGGUUAUUGGCGUAAAACUCACGGGCGAGCUCAAAGGCUGGACCAGUCCCAAAGAUAUUAUCCUGAAAGUCGCCGGUAUUCUCACCGUCAAGGGCGGUACCGGCGCCAUCGUCGAGUAUUUUGGGCCAGGCGUUGACAGCAUCAGUUGCACUGGCAUGGCUACCAUUUGCAACAUGGGUGCCGAAAUUGGCGCAACCACUUCGAUCUUCCCAUAUAAUUACAGAAUGCAGGAUUAUCUGAAGGCGACCGGACGCUCGGAGAUUGCUGGCGCUGCCGAUCAGCAUAAGGAGAGUCUAUUAACGGCCGACUCUAAUGCUAAAUACGAUCAGAUCAUCGAAUUAGACUUGUCGACUCUGGAGCCGCACGUGAACGGACCGUUCACACCGGACUUGGCUCAUCCGAUCUCUAAAUUGGGCGACGCCGCUAAGAAGAACGGCUGGCCAAAUGAGAUCAAGGUCGGUCUGAUUGGUUCCUGCACCAAUAGCUCCUACGAGGAUAUGGGUCGAUGCGCAAACAUCGCCAAGCAAGCUCUAAAGCACGGUUUGAAAGCAAAAUCUGCGUUUAACGUCACACCUGGAUCCGAGCAAAUUCGCGCGACAAUCGAACGCGACGGAAUCGCACAAACGCUUCGUGAAUUUGGUGGUACAGUAUUAGCUAACGCUUGCGGGCCCUGCAUUGGUCAAUGGGAUCGUCAGGAUAUCAAGAAGGGAGACAAGAACACGAUCGUCACAUCGUACAAUCGGAACUUCACAGGUCGAAAUGAUGCCAAUCCAGCGACACAUGCGUUUGUUACAAGUCCCGAGCUCGUCACCGCCCUCUCCAUCGCUGGUAGACUUGACUUCAAUCCGGUGAAAGACAAAUUAAAAGGCAAAGAUGGAAAGGAAUUCCUCUUGGAUAAUCCGUAUGGUGACGAAUUACCUAAUCGCGGUUUCGAUCCCGGUCUGGACACUUACGACGCACCACCAGCAGAGGGUGGCAAAGUUAAGGUCGACGUAGAUUCUAAAAGUCAAAGAUUACAAUUGCUAGAACCUUUUGACAAGUGGGAUGGCAAGGAUCUGGAGGAUCUAACAAUUUUAAUUAAAGUCAAAGGCAAGUGCACCACGGAUCACAUCUCUGCGGCUGGUCCGUGGCUCAAGUAUCGUGGACAUCUCGACAAUAUUUCCAAUAAUAUGUUCAUUGGUGCUGUCAAUUCUGAAAAUGGCGAGAUGAACAAGAUUAGGAACCAGUUAACGAAUGAGUGGGGUGCCGUGCCUGACGUUGCGCGCGAUUACAAAAAGAAAGGUGUAAGAUGGGUUGCGGUGGGUGACGAGAAUUACGGUGAGGGUUCCUCUAGGGAGCAUGCUGCCUUGGAACCACGCCACCUCGGUGGACGCGCCAUAAUCGUCAAGAGUUUCGCUCGUAUACACGAGACAAAUUUGAAGAAGCAAGGUCUCUUGCCAUUAACCUUCUCUAAUCCUGCUGAUUACGAUAAAAUUCAGCCUAACGACAAGAUCAGUCUUCUCGGAUUGAAGGAUCUGGCGCCUGGCAAGCCGGUCAAAGCACAAAUCAAACACAAAGAUGGAAAGGUGGACACAAUUAGUUUAAACCAUACAAUGAACGAGCAGCAGAUCGGUUGGUUCAAAGCCGGUUCAGCCUUGAAUCGUAUGAAGGAAAUUUCCAGUGGCGGACGAUAAGCUAACGCGCCGUGUGGGUAUUCAUUCGAUUGUCAUAUAGUGCGUAAAGCAUUUGUGAAAAUGGAAAAGGGAAACAUGCUAAAUGGGGCAAAGCCGAUCAGGGUAAUACAAUGUCAUCAUAUCCUUUCGGAAGCGAAUAAUAUGGUGUGGUGUAUAACCAUCGUAGCUCAAGCAACGAAAUAUCUAGAAUAUAUCGUAAAAGUAUCCAACAUACAUCUCUAAAGACUUUAGGUGUAUUUUUUCAGAUAUAUUUUAGAUAUAUGACGUGUCGUUAGAGUAAGCUUAGUUCAUUGUUGCCUUCUGCCUCACUUCUACUCGACAAUACUAAUUGCUUACAUGACGCGGAGGAGACGUACGUUCGCAAGUUUGGAAACUCUGACGGACGCAGCCUUAUUUAAUGUGUAGUCACGUAUCGGUUGAUGCACUUGUUUCGAAAUUCUUGUACAGUUUAAGGCGAUGCUACAUGUACAUAUAAUACAUAUACUCAUCACCAGCGAGAAGAUCUCGUCAUUUCCUAGUUGAGAUUUAACUGAUUUUAGAAGAAUGUACUGUUUCAAUGAGAGCCAAAUAAACUAUUAGUUAAUUAUUAGCGCA
This is a messenger RNA of Solenopsis invicta (red fire ant), 3092 nucleotides long. RefSeq names its product aconitate hydratase, mitochondrial. Gene Ontology annotation, cellular component: mitochondrion; cytosol. The record is from RefSeq and is a predicted model, not a curated record. The transcript is spliced from 9 exons. Gene Ontology annotation, molecular function: 4 iron, 4 sulfur cluster binding; aconitate hydratase activity. Lineage: Eukaryota; Metazoa; Arthropoda; Insecta; Hymenoptera; Formicidae. Bases 129 to 2498 code for a protein of 789 amino acids. Gene Ontology annotation, biological process: tricarboxylic acid cycle.